AAUGAGGAGCAUUUGGAGUCCGGCUGAGAGCGGGGGAAGAGAGAGGGCUGCGGGAAGGGAGGCAACAGUUGCGAAUUUGGUACUGUGAGCAGAAAGGUUUGGGAGACUCACAGGCCGCAAAGUGGCCUCCCCCUUGUCAGCACGGACGAGCGAGGCGUGUAAGGAUGCAUGGCUUGGCCCGUGCCUCAUUGUCUUUUGGCUGUUUGGGGCUUCUGCGGCUUUUUGAGGUCCCUUGGUGCUGGAGUCUUUCUGCCAGUUUGGGUAUCUAUCUAGGAACUGGUGGGUGGCGAUUCCUUCGUAUAGUUAUUUUGACUGCAAGGAGGGAUCUCUUCGGUCUCUGUGUGCUGCUACGUGUAAAGCUAGCCAUUCGGAGACAUCUGCGCUGUGGCAGCACUAUACCUUCCAUCUUCUAUGAGACUGUCCAAGCUCACCCUGACAAGCCAGCGCUCAUCUAUGAAGCAACAGGAGAGGUGUGGAGUUUCACCGCUCUGGACCAGUUAUCUAAUGCUGUGGCCCAGUUUGUUCUCUCCCUGGGCUUUGUUCCAGGAGAUGUGAUAGCUGUGUACAUGGAGAGUCGUCCAAUAUUUGUGGCGAUCUGGUUGGGCAUGGCCAAAGUUGGCAUUGAAGCUGCCCUUAUUAAUUUCAACCUUCGGCGAGAUUCACUUAUGCACUGUAUAAGUGUGUCUGGGGCCAGAGCAAUCAUCUUUGGAGCAGAGCUGGCUGAAGCGGUAUGGGAAGUGAGGAGCUCUCUUGGCAAGGAUAUUCGCCUCUUCUGCACAGGGGACUUAAACCCUCAACAUCUAACAGAGUUAGGUGCAGAAGCUUUAGACCCUCUGCUCACCUCCUCCUCACGCCUGCCCCCUCCACGCACACACCGGAAGGUUUUCAAUGAUCGACUUUUCUACAUCUACACAUCUGGGACUACUGGGCUUCCCAAAGCUGCGAUAGUCGUGCACAGCAGGUAUUACCGUAUUGCUGCCAUUGGCUACCAUGCCUUCCGAAUGCGUCCUAACGAUGUGAUCUACGAUUGUCUUCCCCUCUACCACUCUGCAGGAAAUAUCAUGGGUGUGGGGCAGUGUUUGGUCAAUGGUCUUACAGUGGUCAUCAAAAAGAAGUUCUCUGCUAGCCGAUUCUGGGAGGACUGUGUCAAAUAUAAUUGCACUGUAGUGCAGUAUAUUGGUGAGAUCUGCAGAUACCUUCUGAAUCAGCCAGCAAGGGAAGCCGAGACCCAGCACAAGGUUCGGUUGGCUGUUGGAAAUGGGCUUCGGCCUAGUGUAUGGGAGGCAUUCACCCAGAGAUUCCACAUCAAACAGAUUGGCGAGUUCUAUGGAGCAACAGAGUGCAACUGCAGUGUAGCCAACAUGGACGGCAAGGUGGGGGCUUGUGGGUUUAACAGCCUGAUUUUACCCAAUGUCUACCCAAUCCGGCUGGUGAAGGUAAAUGAAGAGACCAUGGAGCUGAUCAGAGGUCGCAACGGCCUGUGCAUAUCCUGCAAACCAGGUGAGGCCGGUCUUUUGGUGGGCAGCAUAAACCAACAAGAUCCUCUGCGCAGAUUUGAUGGUUAUGCCAGCGAGGCUGCAACCAAGAAAAAGAUUGCUUACGAUGUCUUCAAAAAGGGAGAUGCAGCCUAUCUAUCUGGGGAUGUGCUGGUCAUGGACGAGCUGGGCUACAUGUACUUUAAAGACCGCAGUGGAGACACAUUUCGGUGGCGUGGAGAGAAUGUCUCAACAACAGAAGUAGAAGGCAUCCUGAGUACCAUCCUCAAUCAAACUGACGUGGCAGUAUAUGGUGUACCUGUGCCAGGGGUAGAAGGUAAAGCAGGCAUGGCAGCAAUUGCUGAUAAAAGUGACAGUUUUGAUCCUGUUCAUUUCUUUACCGCUGUGCAGAAACUUUUGCCCCCUUACGCCAGGCCAAUGUUUCUACGGAUCUCUCCUGAGGUGGACAAAACAGGAACAUUCAAGAUCCAGAAGACGAGACUGCAGAGAGAGGAGUUUGAUCCUCGACACUCGAAUGACAAGCUCUACUUUCUGGAUGCCCGGGCUGGACGGUACAAGGUCCUCAAUGAGGAUUUGUACAACGCCAUCAGGAAUGGAAGUGUACCCCUCUAAAGUAAGAGGCACGUGUAUGGACAACAAAGGAAAGGAGCCAAUUUUCGAUCAACAUUUGUAUCUCUUCUCAAUAGCACAAAGGGACGGAGGAACUGCCAGAUAUCCACUAAGCCACUUUGGAGCAAAGCCUUCUACCAGGAGAUGUUGAAACUGAACUUGUUUUAAUUAUUUGAUUUGCCUUCUAACUACCAAGAACAACCGUGCAGCCUCCACACUGCACUGUCUCCGUGGUACAUUACAGUAAAAACUUCAGAAAUGCCAGUCAAGUUCUUCAUUAGGCACAGCGUGAAAUGAUCAGUUUAAACUUUCAAAUCUAGCUGUAUCGUCAAAAGGACAUUUUAGAGGAUCCAAGGUUUCUUUUGGUUCCUGGGUUGCUGGGAGGCGAGCAGGGUGUUAGCCAGUGCAUUCAUUUGUGUUAACCCCAUCCCAUUAAGAGUACUAAACCUAAAGAAGGGGAGGAUUUUUAUGUAUUUUUUAAGUACUACUUCUAAUUUUAGGAAUUCUUUAGUUUUAUAUUGAGUUUCAGUGAUCAGGGUACCACAGGUUUGAACCAUAUAGGAUAGACACAGCAUUGAAGUGUAUGUAAAUGGGGUGGAUUACUUUGUAAGAUAUAUUUUAAUAAAUUAAAACUGUUUUUUUUAUUCAUAUGAAU
Messenger RNA from Erpetoichthys calabaricus (reedfish), 2760 nucleotides. RefSeq names its product solute carrier family 27 member 1a (gene slc27a1a). Gene Ontology annotation, biological process: positive regulation of protein serine/threonine kinase activity; response to cold; cardiolipin biosynthetic process. Gene Ontology annotation, molecular function: long-chain fatty acid-CoA ligase activity; fatty acid transmembrane transporter activity; long-chain fatty acid transmembrane transporter activity. Bases 165 to 2108 code for a protein of 647 amino acids. The transcript is spliced from 13 exons. Gene Ontology annotation, cellular component: plasma membrane; mitochondrial inner membrane. The record is from RefSeq and is a predicted model, not a curated record. Lineage: Eukaryota; Metazoa; Chordata; Cladistia; Polypteriformes; Polypteridae.